This is a messenger RNA of Fonsecaea pedrosoi CBS 271.37, 294 nucleotides long. RefSeq lists its product as uncharacterized. The transcript has 2 exons. Lineage: Eukaryota; Fungi; Ascomycota; Eurotiomycetes; Chaetothyriales; Herpotrichiellaceae. The record is from RefSeq and is a predicted model, not a curated record. Bases 1 to 294 code for a protein of 97 amino acids.
AUGUUCUUCAAACAGUACAACUACAAGCCCCGGAGCAAUAGCCAGUCCUCCCAGGGCUCUGCCGCUGGCAGCCCGACCAAGGAGGAGACGAAGGCUACCACAGGAGCCACAGGUCCCGCAGCCUCCGCUGGCGCUGCAGGGCGAAGACGGUCGUCCGCCUCGGAAAAGUUCGCUGGCCUCACGGGGCAGAAGCGAAGCAGCCAGGACGAACGCAAGGCCAACUGGGCCGACCAGAAGCCCGGCCAACCAGGCAUUCUAGGCGGCAUGUGGCAGAAUUUCACCAAGGGAUCCUAG